Cimex lectularius (bed bug) is the source of this 1200-nucleotide messenger RNA. It is a transcript of the gene RhoGDI, whose product is annotated as rho GDP-dissociation inhibitor 1. Gene Ontology annotation, cellular component: cytoplasm; membrane; cytosol. Lineage: Eukaryota; Metazoa; Arthropoda; Insecta; Hemiptera; Cimicidae. Gene Ontology annotation, molecular function: protein binding; Rho GDP-dissociation inhibitor activity. The transcript is spliced from 6 exons. The record is from RefSeq and is a predicted model, not a curated record. Bases 533 to 1153 code for a protein of 206 amino acids. Gene Ontology annotation, biological process: Rho protein signal transduction.
AUUCAUCUUUAGUUUUCAACGUCGAAUCACCGAUGAAGCUGAGAAAGCAGAAGGGGUUUAGUAGUAUUCGUUUUUAUUCUAGCCGAUUUUUAUCUUUUCGAACCUUCUUCAUUUAUAUCCGUGAAGUGAUUCAUCGAUAAAAUGAAGAAAACUUUUUUCCCCACCCGAUGUCCCUUAUUUCGGUUUGGAACGCUCGUUUCUUUCAACUCUAAAUUGGCAGCCUUUUUUGCUGCGGGGUCGGACAGAGGUAGAAAACAUCCUAUUUUUCCAAAUUACCACAGAAUAUUGAUUGUUUUGCGAUUUCCGGCCGAAAAACUGCUUUUGGUCAACAGUCAGCAGGAGACGCUCUCCACGGGAGAACACGCCGUGGGGAAAAUCUAUGCACUUCAUUACUAUAGCAUACUACUUAUGUAUGUACUGUCUUAACAACAUGUGCAUAUCAACAAGCGAAACCCUUCCAAGUCAGAAGUUAUGCACUGUCCCAUAAUUUACUGAUUACUGAUGAGUUAAAGCUCAAUAAACUGAUUAAGAAAUGGCUGACAAAUGUGAUGUGGAAAACAUAGAAGCAGGCUUGGAAGAUUUGGAUAUUGAGUCGAAUUACGUUCCACCACCCGAAAAAUCAAUUGAAGAAAUUAUAUCCGCCGAUAAAGAGGAUGAGAGCCUUCAGAAGUACAAACAAGCACUGCUGGGUGCGGCAAAAGAAGGAGCAGUGAUUGUUGACCCAAACGAUGAGAGGAAAGUUAUUGUGAAAAAGCUGGCACUCUGUGUUGAAGGUCGAUCAGACUUAGAACUGGACUUAGAAAAUACACCUUUAGAACAGCUUAAAAAACAGGUGUUUGUAAUAAAGGAAGGAAUAUCAUAUACUAUCAGAAUAGAUUUUAUUGUACAAAGAGAAAUUGUUCAUGGUUUAAAAUAUGUUCAAAAAACCUUUCGGCUGGGCUUGCCAGUCGAAGUUGAUAAAAUGUCUCACAUGGUUGGGUCUUAUCCUCCCAAGAAGGAAGUUCAAUCGUACACUACCCCACCGGAAGAUGCCCCUUCAGGGGCGCUGGCCCGUGGCUCAUACACAGUGCAUUCUCUCUUUACAGAUGAUGACAAACAUCAGCAUCUAAAGUGGCAAUGGGCUUUUGAUAUCAAAAAGGAUUGGGAUGAUUAGAUUAGUGUUUUAUAAUAACACAUUAUCAUUAAAUCUUCAUAACCUUG